Molecule: messenger RNA, 223 nt
Organism: Racocetra fulgida
Lineage: Eukaryota; Fungi; Glomeromycota; Glomeromycetes; Diversisporales; Gigasporaceae
Source: the annotation of a GenBank genome assembly
UGUUGAAUCAUUAGAAACUCAAGUUCAAGCUUAUUUGUCCCUAUUACCAUCAGGUGCAACUAGUACACCUCGCCGGUUUCUUAGAUUUUGCCCCACCCAAGAGGGAUAUGUGAAUAUGCAUCCUCAUACUAGUCUUUAUACUCUUUAUAGUAAUAAUCCUGAUCAAACUAUUAUUUAUGUACUUGUAGAAAAAUUACCAGGAUCAGAAACAAAAAUUAUUUAG